This is a messenger RNA of Musa acuminata subsp. malaccensis (wild Malaysian banana), 1881 nucleotides long. RefSeq names its product probable inorganic phosphate transporter 1-8. Gene Ontology annotation, cellular component: membrane. NCBI's taxonomy places the organism in Eukaryota, Viridiplantae, Streptophyta, Magnoliopsida, Zingiberales, Musaceae. The record is from RefSeq and is a predicted model, not a curated record. Gene Ontology annotation, molecular function: phosphate transmembrane transporter activity. Gene Ontology annotation, biological process: phosphate ion transport; transmembrane transport.
CCUUCGCGUCGCUCGGUCUCUUCGGUUGCUAUCUCCCGCUAAGUGGGAGGAGAGGAGGAGAACAAGGCGAGCAUGUCGCAGCAACUCCAGGUCUUGAACGCGCUCGACGUCGCGAAGACGCAAUGGUACCACUUCACGGCGAUCGUCAUCGCGGGCAUGGGCUUCUUCACAGACGCCUACGACCUCUUCUGCAUCUCACUCGUCACCAAGCUCCUCGGCCGCAUCUACUACCACGUCGACGGGUCCCCCACCCCCGGGUCACUCCCGCCCCAGGCCUCCGCCGCCGUUAAUGGCGUCGCCUUCGUUGGGACCCUCUCCGGCCAGCUCUUCUUUGGUUGGCUCGGUGAUAAGAUGGGCCGCAAGCGCGUCUACGGCAUGACCCUCAUGAUCAUGGUCAUCUGCUCCAUCGCCUCCGGUCUCUCUUUCGGCCACGACUCCAAGGGCGUCAUGGCCACACUCUGCUUCUUCCGCUUCUGGCUCGGCUUCGGUAUCGGCGGCGACUACCCUCUCUCCGCCACGAUCAUGUCGGAGUACGCUAAUAAAAAGACCCGCGGGGCGUUCAUCGCCGCCGUCUUCGCCAUGCAGGGCGUCGGCAUCCUCGCCGGCGGCAUGGUGGCCAUCGUGAUUUCCUCCGCGUUCAAGAACAGGUACCAGGCUCCGCCCUACGCCAUCGACCCCGUUGGCUCCACCGUCCCCCAGGCCGACUACGUCUGGCGCAUAAUUCUCAUGUUCGGGUCCCUGCCGGCGGCGCUGACCUACUACUGGCGGAUGAAGAUGCCGGAGACGGCGCGGUACACCGCCCUCGUGGCGCAGAACGCGAAGCUGGCGGCGUCGGACAUGUCCAAGGUCUUGCAGGUGGAGAUCGAGGAGGAGCAGUCGAAAGUGGAGCAAAUCGCCAACGCGCCGUCGAACGCCUUCGGCCUCUUCUCCAAGGAGUUCCUCCGCCGCCACGGCCUCCACUUGCUUGGCACCGCCACCACCUGGUUCCUCCUCGACAUCGCCUUCUACAGCCAGAACCUCUUCCAGAAGGACAUCUUCACCGCCAUCGGGUGGAUCCCCAAGGCCGCCACCAUGAACGCGCUCGAGGAGGUCUUCCGAAUCGCCCGGGCGCAGAGCAUCAUCGCGCUCUGCGGCACCGUGCCCGGCUACUGGUUUACCGUCGCGCUGAUCGACAUCAUCGGCCGGUUCACGAUCCAACUCCUUGGGUUCGCCAUGAUGACGAUCUUCAUGCUGGGCCUCGCCAUCCCGUACCACCACUGGACCACCAAGGGCCACCAGAUCGGCUUCGUCGUCAUGUACGCCUUCACCUUCUUCUUCGCCAACUUCGGGCCCAACAGCACCACGUUCAUCGUGCCAGCGGAGAUCUUCCCCGCGCGGCUCCGCUCGACCUGCCACGGUAUCUCUGCGGCCUCCGGGAAGCUCGGCGCCAUCGUCGGCUCUUUCGGGUUCCUCUACCUGGCGCAGAACCAGAACCCGGCCAAGGCCGACCACGGGUACCCUGCGGGCAUCGGAGUAAGGAACUCGCUCUUCCUCCUCGCCGGCUGCAACCUCUUGGGCUUACUCUUCACCUUCCUGGUUCCGGAGUCGAAGGGGAGAUCGCUGGAGGAGAUGUCCGGCGAGAACGAAGGUGACGAGCAGGCCGCGGGAGUAUUGAACAGGACCAUGCCUGUCUAAUUACUUGCACGCGUGCUGCCACCAUUAUCGUCCUUUGUUGCUCUACCGUUCUUUCUAUUAGAAUGUUAAGCCCUAAGCAUAUUACCUACUCCGAAACACCUGCUUAAAGGCCAUCAGAGGGGAUGCUCCAGGGCGAGUGAUCGCGUCGUUUUGUACUCGCUAUGAUGUCAAGGUGUUAAUGAAGAUUACGUUGUUUCUUUGUUCUCC